AUGUCCUUAUUUUUCAAAGCACCAAUUGAAAUUGAGAUUCGACUAGAUAACGAGGAAGUUAGGAAGCACACGGAGGUGAAGACACCACAUGGAAGGAUUGAACGUAUCCCUAUAUUCAAAGAUGGAGAGUCUGUGAAAGGUGUGGUGACGCUCCGUACAAAAGAAGGGAAAAAAGUUGAGCACCUUGGUGUGAGGAUCCAACUUUUGGGACGAAUCGAGACUAAUAUUGAUGGCUUGGUGUCCUUGGACUUUUUAUCGCUAGCCACAGAGCUUGCGGCACCGGGACAAUUAAUACGUCCAGAGUCAUACCCAUUUGAGUUUAAAAAUGUUGAGAAACAAUAUGAAAGUUAUAGAGGGAAAAAUGCUAAGUUGCGGUAUUACUUGAAGGUAACAAUGUUACGUAAGUCGAGUUCGGAGAUUACAAGAGAAAAGGAGAUGUGGGUAUAUCAAUACCAUCAACGCAAAUUGAUGGACAAUAGUACUAAUACUGUUGACAAUAUCAACAACCAAUUGAGUAAUACUCAGAGUGAAGCUGGUCUUCAAUCAACGCCACGAAGAGGUAAAGGGGCACAUAGUGUGAAGAUGGAUGUGGGAAUCGAGGACUGUCUACACAUUGAGUUUGAGUAUUCGAAGUCGAGGUUUUCCUUGAAAGAUGUCAUUAUAGGGAGGAUAUACUUUUUACUAGUAAGGCUCAAAAUCAAGCAUAUGGAACUUUCGUUGAUCAAACGGGAGCUGGUUGGGUCUCCUCCGAAUCAAGUGACUGAUAGCGAGACUGUUGUCAGGUUUGAGAUCAUGGAUGGUGCUCCCGUGAAAGGUGAGACCAUUCCCAUUAGAUUAUUCCUCAGCGGCUAUGACUUGUGUCCGACGUAUAAGGACGUGAACAAGAGGUUUUCAGUGAGAACGUAUCUUUCGCUAGUGCUUAUUGAUGAGGAUUCACGGCGGUAUUUUAAACAAAGCGAGAUAUUCUUAUACAGAGAUCUGUAA
This is a messenger RNA of Lodderomyces elongisporus, 984 nucleotides long. RefSeq names its product retromer subunit (gene PEP8). Gene Ontology annotation, cellular component: endosome; retromer complex. Lineage: Eukaryota; Fungi; Ascomycota; Pichiomycetes; Serinales; Debaryomycetaceae. Gene Ontology annotation, biological process: intracellular protein transport; retrograde transport, endosome to Golgi. The transcript has a single exon. The coding region runs from base 1 to 984 and encodes 327 amino acids. The record is from RefSeq and is a predicted model, not a curated record.